Marmota monax (woodchuck) is the source of this 5613-nucleotide messenger RNA. Its product is annotated as ubiquitin-protein ligase E3C. Gene Ontology annotation, molecular function: ubiquitin protein ligase activity. Lineage: Eukaryota; Metazoa; Chordata; Mammalia; Rodentia; Sciuridae. The record is from RefSeq and is a predicted model, not a curated record. Gene Ontology annotation, biological process: protein polyubiquitination; ubiquitin-dependent protein catabolic process. The coding region runs from base 3208 to 4350 and encodes 380 amino acids. The transcript is spliced from 10 exons.
CUCACUCAGUUGCUUAGUGCCUCGCAGUUGCUGAGGCUGGCUUCAAAUUCUCCAUCCUCCUGCCUCAGCCUCCUGAGCUGCUGGGACUACAGGUGUAUACCACCAUGCCCAAUGAUUUUUAUUUCUUGACCACUAAUUAAGCUGCAUACUUUAAGAAGUAAUUUUGUAGUGUUUUAAACACAUGCUGGAGAGUAUGUUAUCUUUUAAGAUAUAUCACUUUUCCUGUGCAAGGCUCUGGGUUUGAGCCCCAGUACUACAAAAGCAACAAACAACAAAAUUCCAUGUAUAAUAAUUUUUUUAAAUAUUAUUUUUAGUUGUUGAUAGUUAUUUUAUUCAUUUAUUUUUAUGUGGUUCUGAGAAUCGAACCCAGUGACUCACAUGUGCAGGAAGAGCCCUCUACCACUGAGCCACAACCCCAGCCCCCACAUAUAGUAACAUCGUUUGUUUAUUUAUUUAUUAGUUGUAGUUGGACACAAUACCUGUAAUUCAUGUAUUUUUAUGUGGUGCUGAGCAUCGAACCCAGGGCCUCACACAUACUAGGCGAGCAGUCUACCCCUGAGCCACAACCCCAGCCCCGCCACAUAGUAGUUUUAAACAGGCAAUAAGUAAAGGCCUUGCGACGACAGUAGUCCCUGAGGCAUCUGACCGUCCAUGCGCCGACUCAGCCUGUGCAAGUGGUCACAGAGGGUCCCUGUCCCCAGGGUGUCACUGUGGUGAGGAAAACAGGCAUUCACCGCCACUCUGAUAAUGGCCAUGCUGAGGGCUGGAGCUGUGGGCGAAACGCUGAGCGUGCAUGCUCCUAGUCGUGCCACUGGUAUUCCUGGGGUCCGUUUUGACGGGCUUUCUGUGGUGAAGUCAGAUAUGGGAAAGAGUCUCACCUGCUCUUUUUGCCUCAGUGUGCAUUUUCUUGAGUUCCUGUGAAUGAAGUGCUGCUGAGUAUGCUUAGUUUUGAGUCUCUUGAAGAAUCAGCCAUGCUGACUGGGUUUGUCUUUAUUACACGGUUUGGGUUUUGCUUAGCAGAUCUUACACAUCAUAUGGAGACGAUGUAAUUUUCUCUCCCAGUUGCCUUUCAAAACUUGGACUGUGGGGGCUGGGGUUAUGGCUCAGUGGCUGAGUGCUCGCCUCACAUGUGUGUGGCACUGGGUCGAUCCUCUGCAUGCAUACAAAAAUAAAUAAGACAGAUACUGUGUCCAUCUACAACUAAAAAAUAAAAAUAAAAUAAAAAACUUGGACUGUGUACUUACCUUUUGGUUGCAAUAGUGUAAACACCAGUUGUGUCAUUCAGAAGUGUCAUAAGAGGAACGGCAUAACAGUGUAUGCAUUUCUAAGUGUUGAGUAAUUUGUUACUUUCUGAGCAUUUAUGUAAUCUAAGGUGUGGGGAUUUUGUCUUCGUAUUGUGGUGCUGGGAACUGAACCUAGGGCCUUAUGCUUGCUGGGAAGAGACAGCAGUUAGUACUGACCAUGCUGUGGGCCAGAAAGAACCAGCGCUGGGCCUCCAGAGCUGCAGGAGAAGGUGUCAUCAAAGAGCACCGCAGGGUCCAGGAGUGGCCAACUCCAGGUGGGCCCUGAUCCCAGCCUGAAGCUGGUUCUGUACUCAGAAAGGAAGUGCUGCUGUGGUAUCAGGGUAGGACUUAAAAUGCCACCAUGUAGAAGCCCCGUCUCAAUUGGUAGGAAGUAUCCACCAGUUAAAAGCCGAAUUCUAGAUCUUGAGAGGCUUUCCCCAUUGUAGUUCCACCUGCAUAUCCAGAGUGCUCAAAUGUUCCUUUUUCUCUGCCCAAAGGUGGGUUAUCCAAGCAGUGUCAUACAGUGAGUGAAAUGCAACCUAUCUGACCCAUUUUCUUUGGGCACAUAGAAUUUCUGGCAUGCCUAUAUACCGGGAUUUGUGCUUAAUAAAGACAGCACUUGAAUCUCUUAUCACAAGUACAUGUUAACGUAUGGAAUUGUGGUGCUGUUUUAAAGGGAAAGCUCCAUUGAAAAUUGAAAUUGUGGGAUCUUGCUUAUCCAGUGAGUGUGUUCGGAAAUUUUCACAUCACUCUAGUUUUCUUACUUCUGUGAUUAUUCCAAAUUAUAUUUUAUUUAAUUGGAAGCAGUGUGUACACAAGCCUGGCCUUUACAGAAAAUUGCAUUAUAUAAUGUUUCUUUGACUCCAUAGUAGUUGUAUGAUUGAAUCCUGGUUCUAGAAAUUUAAAACUUUGGCUUUACAGUUUGGGUGUUUGCCUUUAUUACAUGGUACUUUACUUGUAAUAAAGAUGUAGUAUAGAACUUGGGUCUCUUUUAGGUAGUGCUGUUAGAGCUCUUUAGUCAUGUGCUGUAAAAACUGACAAAUAACUUCAGAUCCCAGAUCAGUGCUCAGGCACCUGCUGGGUUCCCUGUAGUCAUCUGGGUUCUGUUCAUAGAAGCUCCCUGUGCAGCCAGAGAGGAGCUUUGGCUCAGUGAGGAACAUGCUGCUCUUGAACUAAGUAAGCUGUAGGAUGUGCCAGAGUCUGCCCGCCAGACCCCAGGGAGGCAGGCCACCUCCAGAGGCUCUGUGAAGGAUGCCCGAGUUGUUUUCCUUGGAGAUCCUGGGGCUGCCUGCCCCAAAGCACUCCAUACAGUGUUUCUCAGAAAGAUAAGAAAAAUUUUACCCAGUGGAGAAAAUCGAGGUGGCCUUCACUUUAAUUCAGAUAAACUGAUGUGUCCAGGUUUGUGCUGUAAAGUGUGGUCACUGUCUCCGUGUGGCUUUUAAGGACCAUCGUGUGUGCGUGCUGUGGGGGCUUCUGUGUGUGCUAGCAGGUGACUGCUUUGUUUCUGCAGCUUUCCUCGCUCCCUGGCUGGUGGCCUCAGUGGCCUUCUCCCCUGCCCUGGUGGUGGGUGGUAGCUGCUGGACUGCUUGUCUGACCCAGCCCCUGUUCUUCCCUUUAGGUCAUCACCAACCUAGUGAAAAUGCUGAAGUCCAGAGACACCAGGAGAAACUUUUGUCCUCCAAAUCACUGGCUGUCAGAACAAGAAGAUAUUAAAGCAGAUAAGUGGGCCUGGAGUCCCCACCGCUGACUGUGUCUGAGGAGCGGCAGCUGGCUGUCCUGACGGAGCUGCCCUUUGUGGUCCCCUUUGAGGAGCGAGUGAAGAUCUUUCAAAGGUUGAUUUAUGCAGAUAAGCAAGAAGUUCAAGGAGAUGGCCCAUUUCUGGAUGGAAUUAAUGUCACAAUAAGAAGAAACUAUAUUUACGAGGAUGCUUAUGACAAACUUUCCCCAGAAAAUGAUCUUUCUUGCCGUGGAUGUUGUCUUUCAAAUCCUGCAUGUGAGGUGGAACGAGGCGCCCUGCCUGCCGGUGUACCUGAGUCUGGGUGGACUGGAGGGGAGCACAUAUUUGAAAAGCUGCCGUCCCCUGGCGGGGACCCCCGGUGCCCUCACAGAGCCUGAUUUGAAAAAGCGGAUCCGUGUGCACUUGCUCAACGCCCAUGGCCUGGAUGAAGCUGGCAUCGAUGGUGGUGGUAUUUUCAGGGAGUUUUUAAAUGAACUACUAAAAUCAGGAUUUAACCCCAACCAGGGGUUCUUUAAGACUACUAAUGAAGGGCUUCUGUACCCCAACCCGGCUGCUCAGAUGCUCGUGGGAGAUUCUUUUGCCAGACAUUACUACUUCCUAGGCAGGAUGCUUGGAAAGGCUCUCUAUGAAAACAUGCUGGUGGAGCUGCCCUUUGCCGGCUUCUUCCUCUCCAAGCUGCUGGGCACCAGUGCCGAUGUGGACAUCCACCAUCUGGCCUCCUUGGACCCCGAGGUCUACAGGAACCUGCUGUUCCUCAAGAGCUACGAGGAGGAUGUGGAGGAGCUGGGGCUGAACUUCACCGUGGUGAACAACGACCUGGGAGAGGCCCAGCAACAGGAUAAGACCUCAUCUAACCUACAUGAAGCUGCUUCAGACUGUGUGUGCUCAGCUCUUUAUGCCAUUGAGAAUGUGGAAACUAACUUGCCAUUAGCAAUGCAACUUUUUCAGGGAGUCCUGACAUUGGAGACUGCCUAUCAUAUGGCUGUGGCACGUGAAGAUUUAGACAAAGUUCUGAAUUACUGCCGUAUUUUCACUGAACUAUGUGAAACUUUUCUUGAAAAAAUUGUUUGUACUCCAGGCCAAGGUCUUGGGGACCUGCGAACUCUGGAAUUGCUUCUUAUUUGUGCAGGGCACCCUCAGUAUGAGGUAGUAGAAAUUUCCUUUAACUUUUGGUACCGACUAGGGGAGCAUUUGUACAAAACUAACGAUGAAGUUAUUCAUGGCAUCUUCAAAGCUUACAUUCAGAGGCUGCUUCAUGCCUUGGCUCGACACUGCCAGCUAGAACCGGACCAUUUUUCGGCAGACACAACAUUUGUUAUGUGGUGCUGAGGAUCGAACCCGGGCCGCACCCAUGCCAGGUGAGCACGCUAUCUCUUGAGCCACAUCCCCAGCCCAGAGAUUCCAGUUCUUGCUGAGAUUAUUUUAGGCUUUAUUUUGAGAUGUCCUUACUAAAACCAAAAAUUGUGUUAUUUCUUCCUUUUGACCACUCAUUUACCUAACCUCCUAAAAUAUAUAGAAAACUGAGUCAGACUUUUAGAAUCUUUACUUUUGUUAACUAAUAUAUAAAAACUCUAUAAGGUGACACAAUAAGAAACACAAGAAGUAAAUAAGCAGUAUGAGGCAAUCUUUUAGGUGUCCUUUGUAGUGCUGAGGCUUGAACUCAGGACGUCCUAAAUGGCUGGCAAGAGCUCUCCCACAAAACCUCAUUCUGAAGUAGAGGAUCUAGAACUGUAACAAGGACUUAGUGACAGUCUUUGCUGAAAGCACUGAUUCUUUACUUGGGCCUUCAAAUGACCAGUGAAUAACUAAAAGCAGGAUAAAAUUAACUUGGUACCUCUGGCUCCAUUGCACAUUAUCUCUGCUCUGAGUCAUCUUGGAUUCCAGGAGCAACAGGUCUGAUCUAUAUAGACAUCAUGUGAUGACUUGGAACUGACUCCCCAGGCAACAGCGAUUUCCUGUCCCUAUCAGGCAGCCUGACCAAUCAUGACCAACCAGACUACAGCCACCUCCCUGUUCCUGCUCCUUUAUCACCUGGACACUCACCUCAGUGUCCCCAAGACUGGAAAGCUGGUCCACUUUCUCUUCCCUGUGCAGUUAACUGAUACAACAAUGUCUUCUUCGCCUUUCACCACUAUUUCCAUUUGUACUUUGGGGCGAGUGGUCAGAUCUGAUUUGUUGGAAUUCCCAAACAUGGGCCUCUAGCCUAGGGCUUUAGUAAUGGAGCCACUAACCCAGUGUGCCAACUGCCUAAGAGAAGAAACUGUAUGGGUGAGGACACUUUUCAUUUCUACCUUGUGAGGAUUCUGUAACUGGAUUUGUCAAAGGACAAAAUUCUAACUCAGUGUGACAAUCUCAAUUAGCUCUAUUUGUGAUUCUCAAAUUCGGCUACAGUAGGUUCCCUGAAACAGAUUAAGUGUUCCAAUGGGCUAAACAGAGGAAUUUUUUUUUGGCACCAGGGUUCGAAUUCAGGGGCACUGAACCACAUCCAAGCUCUAUUUUUUGUAUUUUAUUAUUUUUUUUAUGGACUCAAUACCUUUAUUUUGUUUAUUUUUAUGUGGUGCCAGGGAUCCAACCCAGUGCUUCAAGCAUGCU